Lolium perenne is the source of this 489-nucleotide messenger RNA. Lineage: Eukaryota; Viridiplantae; Streptophyta; Magnoliopsida; Poales; Poaceae. The record is from RefSeq and is a predicted model, not a curated record.
AUGUCUUCCUCUUCCUCCUCCACUUCAUCAGCUGUCUCCUCCCAAUCCUCUUCCUCGAGUGAAUUGGAGCCGGAGGUCAAUCAGAUGGCCAUCUAUGAUGCUCUCGCGCCCGGGUAUUGGGACGCGGGAGAAUGGGACUUCGCCAUCGAGUCGGAGGACGACAAGCCCCGCACCGUUGGGGAAGAAGACCUCCGGUUCCUCGUCGAUGGGGAGCUGGAAUCGUCGUGCGAGGACGACCUCCUCUCUUGGGAAGCGGACCCCUCCUCCGAUGAGGAGGAAGAAGAGGCGGAAGAGCCUGAGGAUGAAGACUCCUCCUCCGCCGGGUACCCGCCGGCCAAGCGCCUCCGAGGUUGGGCCUGGUCCGAUGAUGACGACCACGACGACAACGACGAGGAAGAUGAAGACGCUACCGGCGGCUUCAUCAGCGACGAAGAACCCGCCGGUAGCAGCACCGACGGCGGCGACGACGAGGGCAGUGACGGCCCUUAG